UUGAUGUUUAACCUGCGGCUAAGCUAACUCCACCUGGCUGCUUGCUCCAGCUGUUUUUGUGGUCCAAUACAGCAUGUGUCACCGGUAAUAAGUCUCUGUAAGAAGACGGUGGACGAAGAGCGAAGUUUGAAGAAUUUUUAUUGCUUCCUGGACAAAAUGCAGCAGUUUGUUCUUCGGCUGUCUUGCGGGACCCAUAGAUGCUGCUUCUGACGGAAUAACAGAAGAGCCAGCCGCCUUCUGACCCGCCUCAGGUCCGCCUGGAAGCGCUGCUGUCAGUGGCUCUGUGGCAGUGACACGGUUUCUCGUCUGGGCUUUUCAGCUAUGAUGCCUUCCUGGGGGGAUGUAAUGGACAAAUCGAGCCGAGUGUGUCGACCCCAGCGGAUUAGCGAAUCGUCUAAGGUUUUCCGCUGGGUGGAUCAUGCUGCUGAAGUGCUGCAGGGCCUCAACGAGCAGCGGCAGCACGGCCAGUUCUGCGAUGUGGUCCUCGUGGCUGAAGACGAGCGCGUCCCCGCUCACCGAGCCCUGCUGGCGGUCUCCAGCCCGUAUUUCAAUGCUAUGUUUACUUUGGGCAUGAAGGAGGAGCACCAGCAGGAGGUGGAGCUGGUCGGGAUGUCCUUCAUGGGUCUGAAGGCGGUGGUGGACUUCCUGUACAGCGGCGAGCUGCCACUGGACGGAGGAAACAUUGACUAUGUGCUGGAAGCUGCUCACCUCCUGCAGGUAUGGCGAGCGGUGGAUUUCUGCUGCCAGUUCCUGGAGACAGAGGUGAGCGAGGACAACUACCUGUACCUGCAGGAGCUGGCGCUGCUCUACAGCCUGGAGCGACUCAGCGCCUUCGUCGACCGCUUCAUCCUCAAACAUUUCUCCAUGCUCUCUUUCACCCCGGACUUCCUGCGCGACAUUCCUUUCCACAAACUCAACUCCUACCUCUCCAGUGGCCAGGUUCAGCACGACAGCGAGCAGGCGCUUCUCCAGGCCUCGCUGCAGUGGCUCGGCCAGACGCCCGAGCGGACCUCCCACGCCAGGCAGCUCCUCUCCCACAUUCGGUUCCCUCUCAUCCCGGUGGCAGACCUCAUAAGCAGGGUGCUUCCAGAUGUGCGAGCUCUGCUGCCCGAGGAGGCCGGCUGCGAGGCCCUGGUGGAGGAGGCGCUGGCAUACCACGCCAGGACCAGCGCUCAACCACUCCUGCAAACUGGACGCACCACAGUGAGGGGGGGAGUGGAGAGACUGCUGCUCAUUGGAGGAGAGGUUUCCGAGCGUGGGGAGGAGCUUAGCGCUAGCGUUUCCUGUCUGGACGCUGAAACGGGGAGCUGGAAGGUGGAGACUGAGCUGCCGGCCCAGCGGAGCCACCACUGCCUGGCGGUCCUGGGAGGUUUCAUCUUCACCGCCGGCGGGAGCUCGUCCAGGGACAACGGUGGAGACGCUGCCUGUAACCUUCUGUACAGAUAUGACCCCCGCCACAACCAGUGGACCAGGGGUGCCCCGAUGAACCAGCGGCGAGUGGACUUCUACCUGGGGACUGUGGGAGAGUACCUGAUCGCCGUGGGAGGGAGGAAUGAUACCGGAGCUUUGUCGUCAGUGGAGGUCUACUGCCCUGCUGAGGACUGCUGGUCCUACGUGGCAGGAUUGCCCAGGCUUACUUACGGUCACGCUGGUACAGUCCACCGUGGCGUCGUCUACAUCUCGGGCGGUCACAACUAUCAGAUCGGCCCAUACCGCCGGGACGUCCUGAGCUACAAUCCGUUGCGGGAUGGCGACGUGUGGGUGGAACGCCAACCCAUGUCUCUGGCCCGGGGCUGGCACUGCAUGGCCUCCCUUGACCACCUAAUCUACGCCAUCGGAGGCAGCGACGACCACGAGGACACCUCGGAACGCUUCGACAUCCUGCAGGUGGAGUCCUACGACCCACGCGGCGACCAGUGGACCAAGAUUGCGCCGCUGCUGCUGCCCAACAGCGAGGCGGGGCUCGCCGUGUGGGCGGGUAGGAUCUAUGUUCUCGGGGGCUUCAGCUGGGAGAGCAUGGCGUUCUCCAGAGCCACACAGGUAUACGACCGAGACAAGGGGGCGUGGUCCAGAGGGCCCGACCUGCCCAAAUGCAUAGCAGGGGCUUCGGCAUGCGUGUGCACCGUGAAGCCUCCGCCGCUGUCAGCCUCGCCACAGAAGAAGAUGGAGCCUGGAAGUUUAGAGCCUUCGUAACAGCAGGGAUGGACUUCACAUUCCUACAUGACUCUCAUCCUCACCCACAGGACAAAGUCAGAGCUGUAAGGAGGAAAUCUUUCUGGAGCAGAUAAAUGUUGACAGAAAACUGCGUCAUGUGAUCGACAGUCUGUCCUGAAUUUAUAUACAUUUGUCUUCAGCACUGGACAGUUUGUCUGGCUUUGUGAAGUCAUGAAUCGAGGGCUUGCAGCAGCUCAGAAACCAGAUGGAGGAGCCGUUAUUCUGUACUACGACUGACACGGUGACCAGCGGAUCCGCGACUCUCCAGUCUGUUUACAGUGCAGGCCACAGAGUCAAGCUCAGCCACAAUCCCAGCAGAUCAGCUACUCUCAGUGGCAGCCAACACCUCCUCAUGGUGCAUCCUGUCUCUGAGUAUGGAUGCCGCUUUGCAACCCUCCUCCUUUUCUUGCUGCAUCUGACUUAAUCAGUGUUGUAUCUGUCGCUGUCUCAUAACUGCAUAGCUGUUUGGUGCUCUGUAGUUUCACUGAAAUGUGGACUUUACAUAAUGCGAGUGCAGCGUGUGGAACGAGAUGUCUGUCGUCUGUUAAUGAGCCUGGUUUGUUGACAUUUAAGCCGUCGGCUACUAAAACAGAUAAAACUGGUUAUGCACGGUUAAGGUUCUCUAGAAGUUGUGUAUUUGGGAAGAAUCACAGAUUUGAUAUUCCUCUAAGGGAACAAAUACAGGAAACAGAACGAGCUGCAUUUAAAAGAGGUUUUUUUCGUUCUUGCUUUUAGGAUUAAACGUGAAUGUUUUAUAAAAGAUGUCAUCUCUGCCUUUGAAGCAAAAGCUGCAUUCGUUACUACUGCAUUUUUCAGAAGUAUUCGUUUGUGCAUUUGUACAUUUUUUCUUUAAUUAAAAAAAACAUUAAAAAAGCAAAGCGAGCUUAUCAUUGGCUCUUAUCAUUCUAAACAUUUCAUCGUUAUUAGUAAACAGGACACUGGUGGAUGCUCCAGCGCUGGUCGUUGUGGCGUCUUCGCUCUCAGGUGAAGGGGUAGUACGGGUGAGACUUGAUUCUGAGAGACAAAAGAGCAAUCGUUGGUUUGAUGCUGGAGAAUGCAGCUACAGCAGGAAGGUGGUUGACUUACUCUUCGAUUGCACAGGCCUUCCACCCUCGGUUCAGUCCCUUCAGAG
Messenger RNA from Neolamprologus brichardi, 3346 nucleotides. RefSeq names its product kelch-like family member 36 (gene klhl36). The record is from RefSeq and is a predicted model, not a curated record. Gene Ontology annotation, molecular function: cullin family protein binding. Lineage: Eukaryota; Metazoa; Chordata; Actinopteri; Cichliformes; Cichlidae.